Messenger RNA from Juglans microcarpa x Juglans regia, 1600 nucleotides. RefSeq names its product UPF0481 protein At3g47200-like. Lineage: Eukaryota; Viridiplantae; Streptophyta; Magnoliopsida; Fagales; Juglandaceae. The record is from RefSeq and is a predicted model, not a curated record. The transcript has 2 exons. Bases 142 to 1410 code for a protein of 422 amino acids.
AGUUAGCUGCCUAUAAUGGAACAAAGGUUGAGAGGUCUGAUCAGAUUCAUGCAGAUCAUCUUAUUCUUAUGGUCAACGACCUGAAUCUAAGGUGAGAUAUCCUUUAUCUCUGGUGCUACUGAAAGGUUUUUAAGAUUAGAAAUGUCUGUGAGUGGAGAUAGUGUUAUAAUCAACAUAGAAGGCUUGGCCUAUUCAAUUGAAGAAACGAUGUUCCAUGAUUCGCUUGUGCCACCAAAGAGUUGUAUCUUCAAGAUCCCCAAUAUACUCUACAGGCAAAAUGAAAAAGCAUUUAUCCCUGACGCAUUUUCUUUCGGCCCUCUUCACCAUGGCCAUCCAAACUUGAAAGCCGUUGAAAAAAUUAAAUUACAGUACUUGCAAUGUCUUAUUUCUCGAUUACACACUUCAGAGACAGGUAAGAUAAGGGUGAUAGAUUUGAUCAAAUCCAUCGAGGAAUUAGAGAGAGAGGCUCGUCAAUAUUAUGCCGAAUCAAUUGAAUACACUCCAGAAGAAUUUGUCAAAAUUUUGUUAAUUGAUGGUUGCUUUAUUAUUGAGCUUUUUCGCAAGGAUGCUUACAAGGAGCUUAGAGAAAAAGAAGACCCUAUUUUUACCAUGUCUUGCAUGCUUCAAUUUCUAUACCACGACUUGAUAUUACUAGAAAACCAAGUUCCAUGGAUUGUACUCGAGUGCUUGUUCAACAUGACCAAACAACAAACCCAUACCCAUUCUUUACUUGAACUUGCCAUUCAUUUUUUUGGGACAACUUUCUCAGCCACACCACCUACCAAAAUCUUGUCUCUCAAAGACAUCAAGCAUAUUGUCGACCUACUUAGAAAAUGGUUGGUUUCAUCAACUACAGUGGAAGAAAACAACUCAAAAUAUUGGGAAGUCAUGCCUUCUGCUACGAGCCUUGUGGAGGCCGGAAUCAAAUUCGUGAAGGGUACAUCUAAAAGCAUAUUGGACAUAAAAUUCAAUGAUGGGGUCCUCAAAAUUCCUCCAUUACUAAUCCAAGAGACAACAGAAACAGUUUUCCGAAAUCUGAUCGCUUUUGAGCAAUGCUACACCGACUGUGAAGCAUGGUUGACUUCCUAUGCCAUACUCAUAGACAACCUCAUCAACACUACCAAGGACUUGGACAUACUUUGCGAGAGUGAGAUUAUUCAUAGCUGGUCAAAUCGAAAGGAAGCGGUUCAGUUCUUCAAUAAGCUCUACCACAAUACUUAUGUCAAAACUUUCUAUUACGGAAAGCUUUGCAACAAUGUUAAUGGAUACUGCAACCGCAGGUGGCCUAGAUGGCGUGCUGUGCUUGUGCGCAAUUAUUUCAACACUCCUUGGGCUUUACUUUCGACAUUGGCCGCUGUCAUCCUAUUGAUCCUCUCUUUCUUACAAACUUUGUAUACCAUGAAAAGUUAGCAAUAUUACAAUCUAAUUAUCAGAACUUAUUGUGUAUUAAUCGGUCCCUUCAGCUUGUCCUCUUUCGAUGUCAUUUGGGGAUAGAUAGAAAUAUUGUUUUCAGUUUUAGGGAUUUCUUAUAAUUAAUGAUAUGUGAAAAAUGAAUUGAUUAUGUCAAAUGGGCAGAUGAUUUUCAAUUGUUUCAGUGAAA